AUGAUUCCGGUCACAGAAUUGCGCUACUUUGCCGAUACCCAGCCAGCGUACCGCAUCCUAAAGCCGUGGUGGGACGUUUUUACAGACUAUAUCUCCAUUGUGAUGCUGAUGAUUGCGGUAUUUGGUGGGACGCUGCAAGUCACCCAGGACAAAAUGAUUUGCUUGCCUUGCAAAUGGGUCACCAAAGACGCUUGCAACGAUUCCUCCAGGGACUGGCCAACUGCAAGCCUGGACACAAGUUAUUUUAACUCCUCUUUGGUGGCAGCCAUGGAGCCAGGGCCAACGGGGAUCAAAUAUGAACUUGACAGGCACCAGUACAAUUACGUGGAUGCUGUGUGCUAUGAAAACUGCCUUCAUUGGUUUGCCAAGUAUUUCCCUUACUUGGUGCUAAUGCAUACACUGAUCUUCUUGGCUUGCAGUAACUUCUGGUUCAAGUUCCCACGGACCAGCUCUAAGCUGGAGCAUUUUGUCUCCAUCCUACUCAAGUGUUUUGACUCCCCAUGGACCACAAGGGCCCUCUCUGAGACCGUGGUGGAGGAGAGUGACCCCAAGCCCACCUUCGGGAAGAUGAAUGGCUCCAUGGACAAGAAGUCUUCCACAGUUAGUGAGGAUGUGGAAGCCACGGCCCCGAUGCUACAGCGGACAAAAUCUCGGAUUGAGCAAGGAAUUGUGGACCGGACAGAGAACGGUGUCCUGGACAAGAAGGAAGGCGAGCAAGCCAAGGCACUCUUUGAGAAAGUCAAGAAGUUCCGGACACAUGUGGAGGAAGGAGACAUUGUCUACCGCCUCUACAUGAGGCAAACCAUCAUCAAGGUGAUCAAGUUCAUCCUCAUAAUUUGCUACACCGUCUAUUAUGUCAGCAACAUCGCCUUUGAUGUGGACUGUAAGGUGGACAUUGAGAGCCUGACAGGCUACCGUAUGUACCGUUGUGCUCAUCCUCUUGCCACCCUCUUCAAAAUCUUGGCGUCUUUCUACAUCAGCUUGGUGAUCUUCUAUGGCUUGAUCUGCAUGUACACCCUCUGGUGGAUGCUCCGGCGGUCCCUCAAGAAGUACUCCUUUGAGUCCAUCCGGGAGGAGAGCAGCUACAGUGACAUCCCUGAUGUGAAAAAUGACUUUGCCUUCAUGCUACACCUCAUCGACCAGUAUGACCCCCUCUACUCCAAACGCUUUGCUGUUUUCCUCUCCGAAGUGAGUGAGAACAAACUCCGGCAACUGAACCUCAACAAUGAAUGGACCUUGGAGAAGCUGCGCCAGAGGAUCACCAAAAACUCUCAGGAGAAGCUGGAGUUGCACCUCUUCAUGCUUAGUGGCAUCCCAGACACCGUCUUUGACCUCCUUGAACUGGAGGUCCUGAAGCUAGAGCUCAUCCCUGAUGUCACCAUCCCACCAAGCAUCGCUCAGCUCACCAGCCUCAAGGAACUGUGGCUGUACCAUACAGCGGCCAAGAUAGAGGCCCCGGCCCUUGCCUUCUUGAGGGAGAACUUGAAGUCCUUGCACAUCAAGUUCACGGACAUCAAGGAGAUCCCUCUUUGGAUUUACAGCUUGAAGACUCUUGAAGAACUCCACCUGACUGGGAACUUAAGUGCUGAGAACAACCGGUACAUUGUAAUUGAUGGCUUGAGGGAGUUGAAGAGGCUCAAGGUCCUGAGGCUGAAGAGCAACCUGACAAAGCUUCCCCAGGUGGUGACAGAUGUCGGGGUGCACCUCCAGAAGCUCUCCAUCAACAAUGAGGGCACCAAGCUCAUCGUCCUCAAUAGCCUCAAGAAGAUGGUUAACCUAACAGAGCUGGAGCUGAUCCGCUGCGACUUGGAGCGCAUCCCCCACUCCAUCUUCAGCCUCCAGAACCUCCAGGAGAUUGACCUCAAGGACAACAACCUCAAAACCGUUGAGGAAAUCAUUAGCUUCCAGCACUUGCACCGCCUCACUUGCCUUAAGCUGUGGUACAACCACAUUGCCUACAUCCCCAUGCAGAUCGGCAACCUCACCAACCUGGAGCGCCUUUACCUGAACCGCAACAAGAUUGAGAAGAUCCCCACCCAGCUCUUCUACUGCCGGAAGCUUCGGUAUUUAGAUCUCAGCCACAACCUCUUGACUUCGAUACCAGCAGACAUCAGGCUGUUGCAAAAUCUGCAGAACCUGGCUGUCACAGCUAACAGGGUAAGAGAAGGGGAUUGAAUGUGGUGCGGGGGGCACAGAAGAUAUUUGGGCUGGGAGUGGUCUCCCAAUAUCUUUUGUACAGGGCAGGCCCUACCAUAGGCAAGGUGAGGCGACUGCCUCAGGUGGCAGAUGAUGUUGGGCGGUGGCAGUGGCAGUGGCAGCCUCCUGGCUGUUCCUCCCUACUGAAGGGCAGAGCUGUGUUAGCUACAUGGCGUAAGUUUGCUUCUCUAGGCUACAACUAGGCUACAACAGGUGGGUUAUGGCAGAGUCAUUUCUGCCAUGUUAGAUUCUAGUUAAGAUUGACUAGACCAAAGGAGCUCUGCAUGCAUGGAUUGGGCUAGGGCGCAUUCUUCUGAUGGUUGUUCUGAACAAGCUGCCAAUUAGGGAGGACUGCCUUGAACUUACAUAGGGAUUUCAAACACACCACACCAAGGGUCAAAAAACUUCAAAACAUCUACAUUCUACAUUCUACAUACAUCAAGAAAGGUUACCGGUUAUUAUGGGACGUAAGCAUGCAUUGCUCCAUACUGAUAGCAACUUCCCAAGUUUCCCAAGCCAUUUGGCCUCAACUAUCAUACUUUUAAAAUUUUACUUGUUUGUUUGCUUCCUUGAUUUAUUAAAUUUGUAUACUGUUGUAAACAAAAAUUGCCCAUUUCCCUUAUGGGGUAUUCAAGAGCCCAUAUAGAGUCCUUACAUAGGUUCCCUAUUGGUAGGAGAGAAUAACAGAGGCCAACCAGAGAAUAUUGAGAAGCAAAGCAGCUAGUAAGCGUGAUCUUUAUUGAUCUGUUGCAACAGGGUGCUCCCCUCACCCGCAGGAGAGAGGAGGAACCCCAAAAAAUGGCACGCAAGGCUUAAAAAGACUUUUGAAAUUCCCACCCUGUAGAUCAAGACCAACCCCAGAAACAUCAUACAUACUUCACAGAAGGGGUGCAACCUAAGACCACCCCCCGGAUACACCAUAACUACAUCACAGAAAAGGCGGUCUAAACAGAAAUUUGAAUGUUGUUUUUCUCCUGUCGUUGUUUAUCUCCUGUCUGGCAGGUUACUUGAUUGGAUUGCCUGGGUAGCCUGGCCAGUCUUUUGUAAUGAUAAAUACUUAGUUCCUGGGCCAUGUCACAGGCUCACACCCUAUUCAAACACAGACAUACCCUUAAGACAGGAUUUGUGAAGGAAAAGACAAUGGGGAAGCUUUUCCAUUUUCUUUUGACCUUGCAGAGAAAACAUUUGGUCACUUUGAGACAGUUUGGGAAUCAAAAUGGUUCCAGGUCGGUCUUCCUGUGCUGAUCUAUGUAUGUGCUUGGUUGGUACACUUAUGAACAUUUAACAUAUAUCUAAGACCUCAAAAUUCCUAUCACAAUACCACCCUAUACCUGUAGAUCUCAGGGCGGUUCACAACAUAAAAUUACAGUAUAAAAAUCACAAAACACACAAUAAAAAUAACAGAAACAAACCAAUACGCUCCCCCUUCCACAGCACAUUUAAAUGGGCAUCCGAUGACAAUCAGCCAAAGAGGUUAAAGAACCUUUUUUGUCUGGUGCCUAAAUGAAAGCGCCAGCGAACCUCCCUGGGGAGAGCAUUCCACAAAUGGAGAGCAACUACAGAAAAGGCCCAUUCUUGUGGUGCCACUCUCCAGACCUCUCCAGGAGCUUCAAGGAGAUGCUGAAUUUACACCCUAGUGUUAACAUUAAGAAAACAUCCUGGCUGGCCAUUUGUGCCACUUUUAGGAUCAGAAAAGAUUACAUGUUUAUAUCUUGGAAAGGAAAGCAUGAGGGUUGCAAAAUGCAGGCACGCAGGAAUUAUUCAUUUGAUGCAUUCUGUCUAAAAGUUAAAUGCAAUUAACAUUGAAACAAAAGCAAAAUCUGUAUCUAAUGUCUAAUCAAAUUUCUACAUCAACAUCAAUGGACAGGGCACGUUUUUUGGUCCUGUCUCCUCUGUCAUCUUCUGCACCAUCACCCCAACCAUGUCGACAUGAAACUUUCCUGACUGAAUCGGCUGUUGACGGCUUGAUUUCUUCCGUAAUUGUUGCAGUAGCAAAGACCUGUUUUUUGUUCUUCUGAUUGACUGUUCCGCACACAGGCACUGUGUACCCUUUGGGUGUGGACUUGCUUGUGGAGCUUAAAAUACAAAGCGGAGGAAUGCUACUUACAGGGGGGUGCAACAUGACCAUUCAUUCUUGGAGUAUUUGCCUAUCACUGAGCCAUUAUUAUCAGUAUUUGCCCAGCACUCAACCAUUGUUUUCACAGUAUUUGCCUAUCACUGCAGAAGCCAAAUGCUGUGCUUUGAUGAACCUACUGGGCCCCGGGGGCUUACCCUAAAUAGUGUAUGAUUUAUCAGAGCAGCUCUGCCGCUAGACUGCUGUGCUUCCCCCCUCCCAAAAGGCACACAGGAUGUUACCUUAUAUUGACUCAGACCCCUGGUUCAGCUAACGAUUGGAGGAUGGAUGGCGUUUAACAGAUUGGGGUUGAAUCAUGACAAGGCAGAUGUACUGUUUUGGGGGGACAUGGGCUGGCUAGACAUGGGGGACUCCUUGGUCCUGAACGGGGUAACUGUGCCCCUGAAGGACCAGGUGCGCAGCCUGGGAGUCAUUUGUCACAGCUGUCCAUAGAGGUACAGCUCCAUUUGGUACGCCCACUGAGGCCCUACCUGUCCGCAAACUGUCUCGCCAGAGUGGUGCAUGCCCUGGUUAUCUCCCACUUGGACUACUGCAAUGCACUCUACGUGGGGGCUACCUUUGAAGGUGACCCAGAAACUAUACCAGUUCCAGAAUGUGGCUUCCAGUAUGUUUCUGAGCGCAUUUCAAAGUGUUGGUACUUUGGCCUUGGUCCAACAUACCUGAAGGACUGCCUCCACUCUCAUUGCUCAAACUGGACACUGAGGGCCUUAUCGGCAGUGGCGCCCUCCCAUCAGAUGUCAAGGAGAUUACACAACUUUUAGAAGGAAGCCCUGUAUCAGGAAGUUUUAUAUGUUUGAUGUUUUACUGUGUUUUUAGAUGUAUUGUAAGCCGCCCAGAGUGGCUGGGGAAACCCAGCUAGAUGGGCAAGGUAUUAUUACUACUACUACCACUACUACCACUACUACCGUAUUGUCUAUACUAUCAUGUAGAAGCUCUCUAAGCUUUUCAGAAAAGGGUGUUGUUGUUUUUACCAGCAUGACCCUUUCCCUAAAAAAAUAGGUAAGAUUCUAGUUCUCAUAGUUCUGAAUACAGUGGUACCUCGCAAGACGAAUGCCUCGCAAGACGAAAAACUCGCAAGACGAAAGAGUUUUUCGUUUUUUGAGUUGCUUCGCAAGACGAAUUGCCCUAUGGGCUUGCUUCGCAAGACGAAAAACGAAAACGUCUUGCAAGUUUGUUUCCUUUUUCUUAAAACCGUUAAUACCCUAUGGGAAACCGUGCUUUGCAAGACGAAAAAAUCGCAAGACGAAAAAACUCGCAGAACGAAUUAAUUUCGUCUUGCGAGGCACCACUGUAUAAAGGGCUGAAUUAAAUAGGAAUGCCAGAAGUUGCCUGAGUCACAUCUUUGGUCCAUCUAGCUCAGUAUUGUCAAUAGUGAUCGGUAGCAGCAGUUCAGGGUUUCAGGCAGGGAACCUUCCCAGCCUUACCUAGACAUGCCUUUGGGGAUUGAACCUGGGACCAUUCUACGUGUAAAACAGGUGUUCUGCCACUGAGCUACAGCACAAGAAGACAGAUUCCAUGCUCCAAGGAUCUCUCACUGCAUCUCUUAAGGGACAGAGAACCAACCCAACCUUUCCACCACUUGGUAAUACUUAGCAAUUUGGCUUCCCUUAAUGCUGCACAUACCAUUUGGUGGCAAACAGUUUCCAGUUUCAGUAAUGUGUAAAGGUCUGCCGCAUUUUUUCUUUUGCAUCUUUGCCUUGCAAAGGAUCUAGGCGUUCCAAGACGGAUCCCAAUAACUGCUGGGCUUUUUCCUUUCGUUCUAUUUUCAGAGUUGGAGAGCAUCAAUUACUCCUUUCAUUCCAGUAUACUUUUGGUGCAACCUGAGAGCUUUCUGCACUUGGCAUAAACUCACUUAUUUAGUCUGCAAAGAGCUUCCUGAAUCACUAAAUUAAGACUUCCAUCAUGCAGGCAGGACUGUUACCAUCUGCAUCUGCAACCUUUUUUCUUUCUCUCCCUCCCCAAGCUGCUAUUUUUUCUAAUUUUUUAAGCAUCCACUCUCUGAAGACAAAGCCAGCUCGUUGGUGGGCUUUUUGUUCUGUUCUGUUUUGUUUCUGCAUAUAGUAGGUUUGAACAAAGGCAUUGGUAUUACUGCUGUGUUGAGCCCCCUCCUCACCAAAUGGGUCAACAUGGCUGGCUGCAUGCUUAAUUAAGUAUUGAUUUCUCUCCCUUCCUUGCCUCCCAAACCUUUGCUCUGAAGGUUGCCUUGAAGAGAAAUAUGGCUGGCCACUAUGAGAACAGGAUGUUGGACGAGAUGGACCAUUGGCCUGAUCCACCUGGCUCUUCUUAUGUUCUUAGUCUGUUGUACUAGUGUAGAAGGAAGUCUAGAAGCAGUUCGCUUGCCCACCUCUCUUUAAGCUGGCUCCUCCCUAAAGCCUCAUCUGCACUAUACAUUUAAAGUGGUAUUUUCCCCAAGCCUACCUGGGGGUGCUGCCAGGGACUGGACCUAGGAGUUUUUUCCUGAAAAGCAAGUGCUCUACUACAAGUGCCUUUUCCCUUAAAAGUCCUCAUACUCUGAAUAAACACUUGAAUUACAUAGGAAGCUACUUCAUAACUAGGACCUUCUACAUGCAAAGCAAAUGGUCUACCAUUGAGCUCCUUCCCUCUCCUUAAUAGCACAAAAACCUAUGUUUCAAUGUAUGUCGUUGAUUCCCUCCUGUGAAAUACUGACGGUCUGGAAACAUCCCUCAUCCUCAGUAGCUAGCUUAUAAGAAGCCAAGAAGCAGGGCUGGGUCCCAUCACCUGUUAUGGCUUCUUGGUUUUUGUUUUCUUGGAAAUAAUGUGUUGAUCUCAUUAGCUCUAUGACAACAAAGGAUGCAAGUUGGAGAGCCAUGGCUACGGUGGAUAAAUUAACAAGUUCCCCUGCUUCUCCACCCUGAACAAGAUGCUUCCUGUUUUCUAGUGUGGUUUUGUUUUCUUAGGAACACUAGAGAGUGAUUUCUCGAGGGCAGAUCUUAGUUAGCCGCAGCAGUGUCAUGGCAGGAUCUCCCAGAAGAUAUUUCUGUGGUCCAAGAGUUAAAGAACUGUUUGAAUCAAGAGCAUAUUUGCCUGCAGAGGAAGACUUGCUUGGCUGAACAUCAGAGCUUUUCUGGAUCAGUACAGCUGCCCCUUCCUCUCCCCCAUGGCUAACCAGAUCUCAAGUGAAUUUUAGACCUUCGUUUUCAGCAGUCAUCGUUUUCAUGCAUUAUAACUGCUCCAUUGCUGUUUAAUAAUGGUUACUCGAAGCAUCCGAGCAAAAAUUCACUUAAUGCCUUGCUUAAUGUGGGAUCUGGUGAAAUCUCUGCAGUUGUGACAAAGUUAUUCACACUUAAUUUUUUUUAAAAAGCCUAUACACUGCUUGAUUGUAAAGAAACCAAAGAUUGUAAAGAAAAGCAAUUUACAAAAAAAGAUAAAACAAUAAAAUUGUUGGUGAAAAACACACAACCCCCCACCAAAAUUUGUUAACACCUUCAAUAAAUUAAAAACAGCAAUAAACUAAAAAUGGGUAAAUCAUGCAACAGCAUUCUAGCUACCCGGGUAUGUUUUGUUUAUGGGAAUGUAAGAAUGCCAACCAUCCGAUUGCAGGAUAUUACUUCGUAAGCUGUAAAUGCUUACCCUAAAAACAUGCCAGUUUUUGGAUAGAACGAACUAUGGCCAUUGAUAGUAGUUUUAAUCACAAUAAAGUCAACUUUUGCAAGUGUCAGUCGAAUGGCUAAGCUGGCAUUUUGCCAACGGGGAGGUCACUGUAGGGACUGACUGGCAGGAGAUGGAACCUCAGAUCAUUACUGAUGCAUAGGGCAAAGGUAUUAUGUAUUCAGCGCCUGCCCAUCAGAGAGAAGCUGUCCUAGUCACUCAGAACAACUGCUUGCAUGGUCACCUUCUGACGAACUGCCAGGUCUGCCUCCAGAAAGUGGUAACUGAGUGUUGGAGCAUAAGGCUCAAGCCUUUCUGAAGUCCAGUUACAAGUCACAAUGCAGCAUCACAAUAUGCCCAACAAAACAAAAAGCUGUACAGAGUUUGUUCAUUAUACAAGUUAAGGAUUAAAAGCACCCAUUGUUUGGGGUUUUCUUAUAAAUCCCAUGACUGCUUGUGCCGGCUUUGCAGCUCCCCGUUUGGGAAAUGCUUCUGCAGAAGCAUGGCAAUUCUUAGCCCUACAGUGCACCUGGAUAAACUGAAACAACUCACAUAUGGGGAGCAUAGCGACAGAGUGUUAGGAGACAUCUGUACCAAGCAUGUGUCUGCCACUAGAUUAUGGGCUCUAAAGUGUCUUGCGCCUUCCUGAUAUUUACUUAUUCAUUGCAUUUAUAUCUCACAUUUCUUUCUCUCGGGAUCUUGAGGUGGCAAGCGUAGUUCUCCCCAUUUUAUAUUCCCAACAACCCUGUGAAGUAGUCCAGGGAAAGCAUUGGAAGUCCCCUGCCCCCCCACAAAAAAUCCCAUGGGUUCAGUUUGGAUGGCCAAAAUGAUCCAGGCCCCCAAACAGGACAUCUUUAUUAAAAGCAUUGCUAUGUGUUGUGACCCAUAGAACCAGUUGUAGAGUUGGAAAGGAUCCCAAGGGAUCAUCUAGUCCAACCCCCUGAAGUGCAGGAAUCUUUUGCCCAAGUCUUUCAAACAGCAGUAUUUAUACACUUAUUCAAGCGAAGAAUAAGCCAAUGGGCAGUUAUGUCCAUAUAUGACAAUCUUUCAUAUAUGGCAAAGGGGUUGUUAGGUCCAUAUUUAUUCUGCUGGCUUAUACUGGUUUAAUCAUGAGGCAUAGCAAUUUCCUUUUCCUUCUUUCCCUCCUGCUUCCUCAACAGCUAUAGCAAUAACUCCAGUAUACAUGCCAUUCCACCCUUCUCUCAGGGUUGUCUUGCAAACACAGGCUUUACAUUCUAAAUGUCAAUCGCUCAGCCCUUCUCCCAGUUACAGUACAGUGGUACCUCUGGAUACGAAUGGGAUCCAUUCUGGAUCCCUGUUCGCAUCCUGAAGUGAACGCAACCUGCGAUUCACCACUUCCGCGCAUGUGUGUGACAUCAUUUUGACUGUCUGCGCAUGCGCGAACGGCAAAACCCGGAAGUAACGCGCUCCGUUACAUCCGGGUCGCUGCGGAACGCAACCCAAAAGCUCUCAACCUGAAGCGUAUUUAACCCGAGGUAUGACUGUAGUUGUAAACGGAUUUAGAAGCCACUUAGGCAUUUAUUUAUUUUGUUUAUUUACUAGAUUUUAUAUAACGCCCUUCAUCAUAAGAUCUCAGGGAAGAAUGCUUUAUAUAAAUUGAUGAUUAUGAUGAUGAUGAUGAUAACAACUUUUCUCCUUUUUCCUCUCCCAGAUUGAGAACCUCCCAGCGGAGCUCUUCCAGUGCAGGAAGCUUCGGACUUUGAACCUGGGCAACAACGUCCUGCAGUCGCUGCCUUCCCGAGUGGGUGAGCUGACGAAGCUGUCUCAGAUUGAACUGCGGGGGAACCGCCUGGAGUGCCUGCCGGUGGAGCUGGGCGAUUGCCCCUUGCUGAAGCGCAGCGGGCUGGUGGUGGAGGAGGACCUCCUUAACACUUUGCCACUGGAAGUCAAGGAACGGCUAUGGAGGGCUGACAAGGAGCAAGCCUGA
Messenger RNA from Podarcis lilfordi (Lilford's wall lizard), 9887 nucleotides. Lineage: Eukaryota; Metazoa; Chordata; Lepidosauria; Squamata; Lacertidae. The record is from the annotation of a GenBank genome assembly.